This is a messenger RNA of Thamnophis sirtalis, 3329 nucleotides long. The record is from RefSeq and is a predicted model, not a curated record. Lineage: Eukaryota; Metazoa; Chordata; Lepidosauria; Squamata; Natricidae.
AUCGUUGAUUUACCAUGGAAAAACUGUUCUGCAGCAUUCUGGUGUUUGGAGUGGUUGUUGCAGUCCAUGCCUGUCCAAAAUACUGUGUUUGUCAAAAUCUGUCUGAGUCACUGGGAACUCUCUGCCCUUCAAAGGGACUUCUUUUUGUACCACCAAACAUAGACAGGAGGACUGUUGAACUCCGACUUGGGGGCAACUUUAUUAUUAACAUCAGCAGACAGGACUUUGCCAACAUGACUGGCCUUGUUGACCUGACAUUGUCUAGGAAUACCAUCAGUUACAUCCAGCCCUAUUCCUUUGUUGAUUUAGAAAGCCUACGAUCUUUGCAUUUAGACAGUAAUAGGUUGCCUGAAAUUGGGGAGGACAUUUUGAGGGGCUUGAUUAACCUUCAGCACUUGAUUCUAAACAACAACCAACUAAAUUAUAUUUCAGAUGAUGCUUUUGAAGAGUUUCUAUUUACUUUAGAAGAUCUGGAUCUUUCUUAUAAUAACCUCAAAAGCAUCCCUUGGGAAUCCAUCAUGAAGAUGAUAAACUUGCACCAGAUUAGUUUGGAUCAUAAUUUGAUCGAUUAUAUCACAGAGGGGACCUUUGCAGAUCUACAGAAACUAGCCAGAGUGGAUCUAACGUCCAACAGACUUCAGAAGCUUCCUCCUGAUCCCAUUUUUGCCAGGUCUCAAAUAUCUCCAUUAACUACAACUCCAUUUUCCCCACCUUUAUCUUUAAGCUUUGGCGGAAACCCUUUGCAUUGUAACUGUGAGCUACUGUGGCUACGGCGCCUGGACAGGGAUGAUGAUAUGGAAACGUGUGCUUCUCCUCCAGGUUUAAAGGGAAGAUAUUUUUGGUAUGUCCGGGAAGAGGAAUUUGUUUGUGAGCCCCCUCUGAUUACACAGCAUACUCACAAAUUUGUAGUUUUAGAAGGACAAACUGCCACUUUGAAGUGCAAAGCAAUUGGAGACCCAUCUCCCAUCAUUCACUGGGUGGCACCAGAUGAUCGACUUAUGGGCAAUUCUUCAAGAACAAUAGUUUAUGACAAUGGCACUUUGGAAAUCCUUAUCACAACCUCAAAGGAUCUUGGAGUAUUCACAUGCAUAGCAGCAAAUGCUGCUGGAGAGUCUACUGCAACAAUUGAGUUAUCCAUUGUGCAGCUUCCGCAUCUCAGCAAUGGUACAGGCCGGACAGCCCCUCCUAAAUCAAGACUUUCUGACAUCACAAGUUCCAGCAAGUCUAAUCGAGGAGAAAGCAAGGGGCCACCAGACAGGGCAGUCUUGGUUUCUGAGGUGACCACUAGUUCAGCUUUAGUCAAAUGGACAGUUAGCAAGUCAGCACCAAGAGUUAAAAUGUACCAGCUACAAUAUAACUGCUCUGAUGAUGAAGUUCUGAUUUAUCGGAUGAUUCCAGCUACAAAUAAAGCAUUCGUGGUGAACAACCUGGUUUCUGGAACAGGCUAUGAUCUUUGUGUUCUGGCCCUGUGGGAUGACACUGCCACAACGCUCACUGCUACCAACAUUGUAGGCUGUGCCCAGUUCUACACCAAAGAGGACUAUCCCCAGUGCCAGUCCAUGCACAGCCAGUUUCUGGGUGGGACCAUGAUUUUAAUCAUUGGAGGCAUCAUUGUGGCUACUCUGCUGGUAUUUAUCAUCAUACUGAUGGUGCGGUACAAGAUUUGCAACAACAAUCCUGGCAAGAUGGCCAAUGUUAGCAAUGUCUAUUCUCAAACCAAUGGAUCUCAACCUGUCCAGAACGGAGUCCUGCCACAAGUGAAUCCCAAAGUUGUGGUAAAGAAUGAACUCAUGGAGUUUAACUGUGAGUCAGCACACAGCAGCAUCUCUUCUUCCUCUAGUUCCAUGAACAGCCGUGACUGUGAUGGUUAUAGCCUCCAAAGUGAGCAGGGCACAUUGUCCAGUAAAUGGAGGCCCCCGUCAAGAUCAAAGCAUCACAAUAUUGAUCGGCUCAUGGGAGCUUUUGCCUCUCUGGACCUGAAGUGUCAGAAAAAGGAGGAAACAAUAGACUCAAGAACUUCCAUAGUGGUCCGUCACUCAGACAAGGAGCCACUUUUGGGUCAGCAGGAAUCCAAAUUUCGCAGCCUCCUCAUGUUGCCACUGGAGGGUAAAACUAAACGUAGCCAUUCUUUUGACAUGGGGGACUUUUCCACUUCUCAGUGUUACAACUACCCCAAAAAGAUCACAAACAUUUGGACAAAACGUAGUUUGUCAGUGAAUGGUAUGCUUUUACAGUACAAUGACAGUGACCUGACAGAAUCAAAAGGAACUUAUGGGAGCUCUGAGUGGGUCAUGGAAAGCACAGUGUAAAUAGAAAUUGCCCUCCAUUCCAUUCUUAGUCCUACCAAACAUAACUAAAUCCAUGAGUUCAAAAGGCCAUAAAUGUGAUAGAAGGAAAACAAACCACACACAGACACACACAUUCAGCCACAUAUUGGUCAAUAAAUAUUAAUAUAAAGAAUUCAAGUGGAGUAAAAGAAGUGAUGAGGUUUAUAGGAUGUGUGCAUGUGUGUAAGGAGAUGGUGAUAUGCCCUCAACAUAUUAUUUAUAUCUUUGUGAAUGUCUCAAGGAAUUCACUGGAAACAUUCAGUGCUAUCCCGAUUUCCCAGUGAACUGUGUAACAAAAUUGAAAGAGGAUUAAUGCUGGUUAAGAAGUGUCUAUUAACUCUUAGGAUAAUUGUGUUUGUCUUCAUUUUCUCAUUGUCUGAGGUGAACAUUUCAGUGGACACAAAACUAACAGGAGAAUAAUCUCAGCUGCCACUACAUAACCAACAUAUCUGGGAAAAGAAACCCUGAACACACAAAUUAACAUUAAAAUUAAAAGCAACAUUUUGAAAAGAUCUUGUCAUUGUUUGCCUGAAGAUUCUCUUCUCUCCAGAAAAAAAAAUCCAACAAUCCAUAUUCACAGCCUUUCUUUCCCUUGUUAUAACUUUAAAAAAAAUAAAAUCUAAUAAUUAAUUAUUAAUAAUUGAGAUGCUAUCUUAGUUCUCAGUAUUUUUUAUUCACCAACAAAUGGCCAUCGGUUAUUAAGAAUAUAAGGGAGUUUAGUGUCAAGGCAGAAGAGAGAAAUUUAGUUUUUAUAACCUGGGGGAGAAAGGAGAAAAAUGUUCCUCAUUCUGACCAAGAUUCUAAAAUCACUAUUUAAUCAACAAAAAAGAAAAAUCCGACUCACAAAUAUUAGAAGAGGGAGGGAGAUCCAUGCCUUCAUAUCAAAUACCACAAAUUGGCAUAUCAUCAUGUCAGUCAAAAGAAGGGCAUGAAAUCUCUAGCAUCACAUGAAACUCCAAGUUUGAUUAUGAGAAUAUUCCUCAUGAGCUCUGGAAAAUGCAG